ACCACUAACCAUUAGCAUUAGAGCAGCUCUUUUGUACGUUUUGGCGGGCACUCUUAAAUUAACAACUCACUCUAGUGUAGUUACCGCUUCCUUCUCCGGCGGAUUCAGUAAAAUGGGGGAGCAGGAACAAGAAAGCGUCGAACUUGAAGCCGUAGAAGUCAUGGAAGAACAACCGACGACCGACGAUCAAUCUGACUAUUCCUCUUGGCCGCCGGCGAUUCGUUUUGAUAUUCCUCCUCACAAAACCUACCAUUUUUCCAGACAUUUCAGAGCCUCGUCUAACCCUAAUAACUUCCUCAAGGGCGUUAAAUGGUCGCCGGAUGGUUCCUGCUUUCUGACGAGUUCUGAUGACAAUACUCUUAGUUUAUUCACAUUACCAGAUUAUGACAACUGUAUAGACGAAAAGGCUUGUUCUUCAGCUGCUAUUGAAGAUUCAUUUCCUGCAAGCCUUGCUUUGACUGAGGGAGAAGCCAUAUAUGAUUACUGUUGGUACCCUUACAUGUCUGCUUCAGAUCCAGUCUCUUGUGUGUUUGCAACCACCACUCGGGAUCAUCCUAUUCAUCUUUGGGAUACUAGCACAGGACAGCUACGUUGCACAUAUCGAGCAUAUGAUGCCAUGGAUGAAAUAACUGCUGCCUUCUCAAUCGGUUUCAACCCCUCAGGAACAAAGAUAUUUGCUGGCUACAACAAAUCCAUCAGGAUAUUUGAUAUUCAUCGCCCUGGUAGAGAUUUCCAACAACAUUCAACCAUCCAAGGAAACAAGGAAGGACAAGCAGGUAUCAUAUCAUCAAUUGCCUUUUCUCCAAGUCAUACAGGGAUGCUUGCUACAGGGUCUUAUAGUCAAACUACAGCAAUACAUAGGGAAGAUAAUAUGGAACUCUUAUAUGUCCUACAUGGUCAAGAAGGUGGGGUUACACAUGUUCAAUUCUCCAAAGAUGGGAACUAUCUUUACACCGGGGGACGAAAGGAUCCAUAUAUACUUUGUUGGGAUAUACGCAAUACAGUUGAAAUUGUAUACAAGUUAUAUAGAUCAUCAGAGUCCACCAAUCAACGGAUACAGUUUGACACAGAGCCAUACGGUCGAUAUCUUGGUACUGGUGGACAGGAUGGUUUGGUACAUAUGUAUGAUCUUCAAACGGGUCAAUGGGUAUCCAGCUUUCAAGCUGCAUCAGACACUGUUAGUGGUUUUUCUUUCCAUCCGUUUUUGCCAAUGGCUGCCACGUCAUCAGGGCACCGUAGAUUUGUAGGCCUUGAUGAGUCUGAUGAAGAGUUGAGUUUGACUUUACGAGAUGACGAGAAUUGUGCUUCAGUUUGGGGUUUCUCAGUUUAUUCAGCUGAGGAUUAUGCUGCAAACGCGAAUCUUGGAGACUCAAAUGGUCAACUUGAUCAAGAAAACUCAUAAUGUGGGUCCCAAUUUGACACCCCCUAAAUCGAGAGCAAGUUCUUGUCUCGUCUUUUUGGAUUGGAUCAAAUAGUUAUAAUUAUUUUUCCAUUGACAUCAUCGAAUCUAUCUGGUACAAUAUCGUACAACCUGUUGUGUUGUGUCUUGUUUGGUGUAACAAACUGGCCUAAUUAGAAAAGAUGGUCUGAUGACUGUCCAGUGUAACGAAAAGAAAUGUCUAUUGAAUAUGGACCGACAUCAUUUAUAUUAUUCUAUUGUUUGUUUAAUUUUGAGGGUUUUGAUAAUUUGGUAAAUUCUGAAUUACAUGCGACACUUCUAGUAUGAUAUUUGGAUUUUUAGAAAAGGGAUAAUGACUUAAAAGGGUAAUGUAUUUUUUGAUUUGUACACAUUUAGUCACUGACUUUUAUUUUCGUCUACAUGAGAUAGCCAUAUGGUGGUGGGAUAGGUUGAGGUGGUCCUGCUAUAUGUUGUAGGCCAAGAUACCAAGUGCGGGCCGGCUGUAAAGUGUAGGCACGGAGGCUCGAGAAGAGUGGUUGGGUUAAAGCGCCAUGCUGACAAACCCUGGGUAUUCCAGUCUGAUGACUAAUUGGACCUGUUGUAUGUUGGCUGUAACAGCCCGAAAUCUCAGUCGACUGAGAAGAACCCUAAACGGCUGUGGGCAUCUAGAGCAAGAUUGAAGGAUAUUAGGGCCUUGAAGAAAUUGUUGUGCAAGGAGGAGAAGAGUUUUGGCUAAAGGAACAGCAAGGGAUUCGAGUUCUGCGGUUUGGGGACACAGAGAGUGCGUUAUUCAGGAAGUCUGUAGCUCGGCGGAUCGAGUGCGAGUGAUUUCAGGAGUCGCUAGCUUUCAUUACCCGCGAGGCGAUAUGUUAUGGGCCGGAAGGCAAAAUGUUGUGUGAUGGACCGGAAGGUCGGCGUGGGUAGGACCGGAAGGUUUACUCAGCAGGGACGGAAGUCCCCUGAGACACAUGGACCGGAAGGUCAGGGCCUGGAAAGGCGUAUAUGCGUAAGUUGUAUAUUGGGGAACUCACUAAGCAUUUAUGCUUACAGUUGUUAUGUAUGUGUUUCAGGUACUAGCGAGGACCGUGGGAAGGCGCCGGCGUGAUCGAUACACACUGAAGGAUGUUUUUAUGAUCUUGGGAUUUAGAUAGUUUGUAUUUGACAUGACACUUAAAUUAUUUGCCUUGUUUUGAAUGGAAAUACUAUUUUUUUUUAAAUGAAAAAUUUGUUUGAAAA
Molecule: messenger RNA, 2635 nt
Organism: Lactuca sativa (garden lettuce)
Lineage: Eukaryota; Viridiplantae; Streptophyta; Magnoliopsida; Asterales; Asteraceae
Source: RefSeq, a predicted model, not a curated record